UAAGCUAUCGGAGUCCGGAGAUCAGUGAAGGCCACUGAAGGGUGAAGGGAUUGUUACUUUGGCCUCUGGGGAAGUAGGGGAAAGGAGAUAUCACGGAUUCUCAUUCCAUGGCUUCGUCUCUUCUCAGUUCAUCUCCGAUUCUCUCUCUUAAUUCAAACAGGAGAAACCAUGUUGGCAUCAAUGUUAUGUCUAGGACCAUUCCAUCAACUAAAAGUUACUUGCCAAUUGUGAGAUGUCAUAAAAAGGAGAGGGGUUGUUUACAGGCAAAAGCCACAAUGUCCGUUGGAGGAGUACUUGUGAAAGAAUCUACUGAUGCUAAUGACAGUGAUGGAAUUGGAACUGUUAGCAUCCACCAUGUCGGACUGCUGUGUGAAAACCUUGAAAGGUCCCUGGAGUUCUAUCAAAAUCUUUUGGGUCUCAAGAUAAAUGAAGCAAGGCCCCAUGAUAAACUUCCUUAUAGAGGUGCAUGGCUUUGGGUGGGUUCUGAAAUGAUUCAUUUGAUGGAGCUUCCAAAUCCUGACCCUUUAACUGGGCGUCCUGGGCAUGGUGGUCGCGAUCGUCAUGCUUGUAUUGCAAUUAGAGAUGUGUCCAAGUUGAAAGCCAUUUUCGAUAAAGCUGGUGUACCAUACACUCUCAGCCGGUCUGGGAGGCCAGCAAUAUUUGCACGAGACCCAGAUGCGAAUGCCUUAGAAUUCACUCAGGUUUAAGGUUAACUUGUUUCAAUAUCAGAAACGUGAAAUUGUAACAUUAUAUACCUUUGUCUGUCUUCUCCAGUCACCGUUUGAUCCUGUACAUAAAUAAUACAUUACAGAAAAGUUUCUGUUGGAAUAUGUAUCCACGAUAGGGGGAGUGUCCCCACUGUGACAUGGUUAUCUUAGUUACUUUCCAAGUUAGAUUAGGUUGUUUACUUUCCUAGUUAGACUAUGUCUUUAGUUUCCUAAAUUAGAGUUAGGCUAGGAUUGUCUUUCCCAUUCCACCUAUGAUUGUACUUGGAUCUAUAUGAUGGAGGGAGACUGCCAGAGACAUAUCAGCUACUCCUCUCCCUUGCCGUCUCUCUUCUUCUUCCCUAA
Messenger RNA from Macadamia integrifolia, 1070 nucleotides. RefSeq lists its product as uncharacterized. Bases 108 to 707 code for a protein of 199 amino acids. The record is from RefSeq and is a predicted model, not a curated record. NCBI's taxonomy places the organism in Eukaryota, Viridiplantae, Streptophyta, Magnoliopsida, Proteales, Proteaceae. The transcript has 5 exons.